Coccomyxa subellipsoidea C-169 is the source of this 1209-nucleotide messenger RNA. RefSeq lists its product as hypothetical. The coding region runs from base 1 to 1209 and encodes 402 amino acids. The transcript has 5 exons. The record is from RefSeq and is a predicted model, not a curated record. Gene Ontology annotation, molecular function: DNA-binding transcription factor activity; DNA binding. Lineage: Eukaryota; Viridiplantae; Chlorophyta; Trebouxiophyceae; Coccomyxaceae. Gene Ontology annotation, cellular component: nucleus. Gene Ontology annotation, biological process: regulation of DNA-templated transcription.
AUGGGCACGCACGAGGUGUCCACUGAGCAGCCGCGGCCUUCCUUGCAGAGGCCCAGCAGCGGUCCUUACGGCUGCUGGAACCAGCAAGGAGGUUUCCUGCAGCUGCCAGGCCUUCAUGAGCUGACCCCUCUCAAUUCCCACCUGAUCUCGCCUGUGCUGGCUCAAGCGUUUGGCCUGCCCCCAUCGAACAACGAUGGUCGAGCGCCUGCAGCAGGCGCCUUCAAUGACCAGAACAACCAGGCGCAGCAACAGCACCCAGGUCAACCCAAUUCUGGGCAGUUCCAGCCGAUGCAGCAGCAGGCCGCUCAGCCACAGUCAGUGCCCUUUCAGGACAUGUCGAGGCUGAUGCAAACUGCAGGAUAUGACGCUGCUCAGAAUAGGCAGUCAUACGGGCAGCAGUAUCCCUCCUCAGGCCAAGGCUACCCUCCAGGCAUGGGGAUGCAGCAGAACGGUGGAGCCAAUGCGGGCUACCCAAGCUUUCAGCAUGCCAACCUGUAUGGCUUCAACCCUGCCACGACCAUGGCCAACCCGUAUAACCUCAGUCAAUACCAAGGCUUUGGACAGCAGCAGCAGCAGCAGCAGACGGCACAGCCUGGGUGGGGGGAUCCCCAAGGGAUGGGAGCAACCUCCUCGAAGAGGAACCAGCAGGAGGGGCCCAAAGCCACCUCCACUGGGGAAGAUGACGCGGAUGAGAAUCAGGCGCGCGCGCUGAAGCGGCCGCGGCUGGUGUGGACGGCGAAGCUGCACCAGUGCUUUGUCCAGGCCGUGGAGCAGCUGGGCCUCAAGAACGCCGUGCCCAAGACCAUCAUGCAGGCGUGCUUCCCCACCUCUGCCACCCGCCUGCACCCACUGUCAUGCCCUUUGCAGUCUGUGCUGGCACCUCUGAUGCACGUGGAUGGGCUGACGCGCGAGAACGUGGCGAGCCACUUGCAGAAGUACCGGCUGCAGCUGAAGAAGGAGAACAAGCUGGACGACGAGGGCAACCUCAUCUCCGGCGCCGGCCGCGACAGCGGCGAGCCCGCCUCCUCCUUCAGCCACGACGAGGAGCCAGGGACCGGCAAGGCGUCAACGGGGGCACAGGGGGCCGUUAAGGACAUGGAAACCGCUGCUGGCAAUGACAUGCACAUCGUACCUCAGCUGCAGCUGCAUUCUGGCAGCAGGGAUAAAGCUGCUGAGCUGCACACACCACGCGGCUCCUCGCCAGGAUGA